GACGUUUAGUUUAUGAUUUACGAUAGUCUUGUUGUAAAUCGUGAAUCAAAAUCCAGGGAUUUCGUGUAUUCUAGCGUUCUAACGUUUUUCCAGGGGUUGAAACUGCAACUAGACAUGCAAUAACAUUGUUUUGACUUAUAUCACUUGUGAUUUGGACAUUGGAUUGUGAGUAAUCAUGGCGAAUAAUCGAAUCCCCUCUGGCCCGAAUACGCCUGGUAGCCAACAGACCCCUACCCAACAAGGAAUAAAGAUAUUUAUCCAAAGGGACUAUUCUGAAGGGACAGCAGUUAAAUUCCAGACAAGAUUUCCUCCAGAACUGGAAGAUCGAAUUGAACGACAAACCUUCGAGUAUACUAUGGAAAGAUUGAAUGAGCAUUUUGAGAUGGCGGAAACAGCGGACUGCAGCACCUAUUGCGAAGGCUGCUUAGCGUGUCUCACGGCUUACUUCAUCUACAUUUGUACUGAAACACAUUAUGAAAAGCACCUCCGGAAAGUGUCCAAAUUCAUAGCGACCCAGAACGAGCGGGUGUACAACCCCAAAGGUAUCCACAUCACUGACCCGAUACUCCGGGGGCUCCGGGUCAUCGAGAUAACCAUCAUCGACCUGCCCAACUAUCAGAGUCCCACAGGGAACUCCAACCAGAUCAGGCACACUUGACCACCACAGGAGAAUCGGGAGUUCUUCAUGUAACAGUUACGGUACUGGUUUUAAAUUCGUUAAUGCCAGUUAAAACAAUGUGAUUUUUGGAAAUUUUAUCUAAAUAAGGUAAUGGAUUUUGGAAAGUUAAAAUAAGGUAUUGGUUACGCUACGCAAAAAAAAGUUUGGCAUGA
Molecule: messenger RNA, 831 nt
Organism: Cydia amplana
Lineage: Eukaryota; Metazoa; Arthropoda; Insecta; Lepidoptera; Tortricidae
Product: golgin subfamily A member 7
Exons: 4
Coding region: 176-658 (160 amino acids)
Biological process (GO): peptidyl-L-cysteine S-palmitoylation; protein targeting to membrane
Cellular component (GO): palmitoyltransferase complex
Source: RefSeq, a predicted model, not a curated record